Myodes glareolus (Bank vole) is the source of this 2996-nucleotide messenger RNA. It is a transcript of the gene Gab1, whose product is annotated as GRB2 associated binding protein 1. Gene Ontology annotation, molecular function: signaling adaptor activity. NCBI's taxonomy places the organism in Eukaryota, Metazoa, Chordata, Mammalia, Rodentia, Cricetidae. Gene Ontology annotation, biological process: signal transduction. Gene Ontology annotation, cellular component: cytoplasm. The record is from RefSeq and is a predicted model, not a curated record.
AGGGAGCGCUCGCGGGAGGUCCUGUCCCCGAGGGGCGGAGCGCUGGGCGUCGAGCUCCGGGCUCCGGGUCGCGGCAGAGUCCCAGCGGAGCCCGACCGCUGCCGAGGCGGUCCCGCCGCGCCUGGCGGCCAGGAGGGUGCACUGAAAGAAGGCCGGCGAGCUCUGGUCCCAGCUGCUCCGCUCGGGUUCCGCUUCGGUCCGCGGAUCUGCAGAAGAGAGAGGCUCGGUAGCCGACCCAGGGCGCGCGGGACCUGACCGCCCCGUCGAGGGAAGCUGCGAGGACCUCUGGGCUGUGUUUGUCCGCCGUGUCCCGAGUGCGUCCACUCUCUCCACCGAUCCCUCCGGCGCCUGGCCCUCGAGCCCUCACGGCGUGCACCAUGAGCGGCGGCGAAGUGGUCUGCUCGGGAUGGCUCCGCAAGUCCCCUCCGGAGAAGAAGUUAAAGCGUUAUGCAUGGAAGAGAAGGUGGUUUGUGUUGCGCAGUGGCCGUUUGACCGGAGACCCCGAUGUCCUGGAGUAUUACAAAAACGACCACGCCAAGAAACCCAUCCGGAUUAUUGAUUUAAACUUAUGUCAGCAAGUUGAUGCUGGGCUGACGUUCAACAAGAAGGAGUUUGAAAACAGCUACAUCUUUGAUAUCAACACCAUUGACCGGAUUUUCUACUUGGUGGCAGACAGUGAGGAGGACAUGAACAAGUGGGUCCGUUGUAUCUGUGACAUCUGUGGCUUCAAUCCCACAGAAGAAGAUCCCGUGAAGCCCCUUGGCAGCUCCUCGCAAGCGCCGGUUGAUUCACCUUUCCCUCUGAAUACAGCACCAGCCUCCGCCCAGCUGGAAGCCUCUUCCUCAGCAGCACUACCUCCUUCUUACCAGCUCAUCAGCCUCCCGCCACACCCAGACACUCUAGGCCUCCAGGAUGACCCACAGGACUACCUCUUGUUGAUCAACUGUCAAAGCAAGAAGCCUGAACCCACCAGCCAAGGGUCAUCUUUUGUUUCUGAAGAAGGAGAGGAGUACCUACUACUAGAAGAUUUUGAAAGCAAACCGAUCCCAUUGCAAACCCACGCUGACUCUGCAAAGCCCACCCCUUCCGAGACAGACUGCAAUGACAACGUCCCUUCCCAUAAGACCCCUGCUUCCUCCCAGAGCAAACACGGAAUGAACGGCUUUUUUCAGCAGCAAAUGCUGUAUGACUGCCCGCCAAACCGGGCUCCCUCCGUCUCCGUAGACGCCAGCCUCUAUAACCUGCCCAGAAGUUACUCCCAUGACGUGUUACCAAAGGAGUCUCCGUCAAGCACUGAAGCAGACGGAGAGCUGUAUGUCUUUAAUACCCUGUCUGGGGCUUCGAGUGUAGAAGCUCAGAUGAGACAUGUAUCUAUCAGUUAUGACAUUCCGCCAACACCUGGGAACACUUACCAGAUUCCACGGACAUUUCCAGAAGGCACCUUGGGACAGUCAUCAAAGCUGGACACCAUUCCUGAUAUCCCCCCACCGCGGCCACCAAAGCCACAUCCAGCUCAUGACCGGUCUCCCGUGGAAACGUGUGGCCCCCCACGCGCAGCUUCAGACACCGACAGCAGUUACUGUAUUCCUGCAGCGGGCGUGCCGCCGUCCCGGAGUAAUACCAUUUCCACCGUGGAUUUGAACAAGCUACGGAAAGAUGCUAGUUCUCAAGAUUGCUAUGAUAUUCCACGAACCUUUCCAAGCGAUAGAUCUAGUUCCCUGGAAGGCUUCCAUAACCAGUCUAAAAUCAAAACUGUGUUGACAGUGGGCGGUGUCUCAGGUGAGGAGCCGGAUGAAAACUAUGUCCCCAUGAACCCCAACUCGCCGCCACGACAAUCCAGCAGCUUCACAGAGCCAACUCAGGAACCAAAUUAUGUGCCAAUGACCCCUGGGACCUUCGAUUUUUCUGCAUUUGGAAUGCAAGUCCCUCCUCCUGCUCAUCUGGGCUUCAGGUCCAGCCCAAAGACCCCUCCCAGGAGGCCAGUUCCUGUUGCUGACUGUGAACCACCCCCAGUGGAUAGGAACCUCAAGCCGGACAGAAAAGGUCAGAGUCCUAAAAUUUUAAGACCCAAACCCCAUGGUUUAGAGCGAACUGAUUCACAAACCGUAGCUGACUUUGCUACAAGAAGAAAGGCCAAGCCAGCACCUCUGGAAAUAAAGCCCCUGCCAGAGUGGGAAGAGCUGCAAGCCCCAGUCAGAUCCCCCAUCACCAGGAGCUUCGCUCGGGACUCCUCUAGAUUCCCCUUGUCCCCUCGGCCGGAUUCUGUGCACAGCACGACAUCCAGCAGCGACUCCCACGACAGUGAGGAGAACUACGUCCCCAUGAACCCAAACCUGCCCGGCGAAGAUUCGAAUCUCUUUGGCAGUAACAGCCUUGAUGGAGGGAGCAGCCCCAUGGUCAAGCCCAAGGGAGAUAAACAAGUCGAAUACCUAGAUCUAGACCUAGAUUCCGGGAAAUCCACGCCACCACGGAAGCAAAAGAGCAGGGGAUCAGGCAGCAGCACGGCCGACGAGAGGGUGGAUUACGUUGUGGUGGACCAGCAGAAGACUCUGGCUCUGAAGAGCACCCGGGAAGCCUGGACGGAUGGUCGGCAGUCGACAGAAUCGGAAACUCCCACCAAAAGUGUGAAGUGAAGAUUGACCAUUGCCACUGCCGAACAAGUGGGAACGGAGGAAAAGACAGAUGCCAAGCGUGGGCAAUGAUAUUUCUACGCUCAGUAGAAGCUCAAGCGAGCAAGGAUGGAGAAAAGGACCUCCCAGAUGUGGUCAAGCAAAUUAGCUUGUAAAUGGUGCUGUGUGGUAUUGGGUUUGUAACGUGUAAAUAAUGUGGGGGAAAUAGCGCUGUAGUUCUCACAGAAACAUCUGUCCCUAGCUAACAUGCCUGUAGUAUUACUAUAGCGAUGCACUUUUUCAUUGACCAUGUUGGUUUGGGUCUUCCCAAUGUACCCUAACAGAUCCCCUUGGGUCUUCCCGAUGUACCCUAACAGAUUCCCUUGG